ACAGAAGCGGCGAUUAACGAACCAUGGCAGGAAUAUGAAUAGAGAAGAGUUGAGAAGAGAAAAUAGCGUGAGAAAAGGAAAGCAUGGGCGAUUAACGAACCAAGAUCCGAUGGCCUCAGAUAGCUUCGACGGGCUCCGGCGACGGCUGAUCAGACGAAGCAAUAGCCAGCUGGGCAGAGACAAAGGUGACGGACGAGCGGCGGUCGCGCUGUUGUGUGCAGGUAGAGGUGCAGCGGCUGUCACGCACGUGGAGAGGAGAACGGCGCUGAUGUCGCCGUUUUCUACUGCAAAGCCGAGAGGCGACCUCGGUUGUAUCCAGAGACAGCAAAGGAUACUAGAGCAGCAGCUGAAGACAUGAAGAUCGAGCUGCAAAGAAGGAAAGGCUUCUGAAGAGGGCACAAGCUUAUCGAAUAGAACAAGAAGGAGCAGCUUAAAGGAAAAGAAGAAGAGAAGGAAAUCAAGGGCCGGUGGUGUUUAGGUGAGGCAGGGUAACAAGGCUCUGAUACCAUGUGAAAAUCAGGGAAGAUAUAUAAUGAAGAAAAGUGUUCGGCAAAUAAUUAAAAACAUUGUAAUCACUGGUUAAGGUAUAGGUGGUAUAAUUUAUAGCAUAUUUAUAAGACAAAUUAUUACAUCCUUGAUUUGAUCUGUU
Messenger RNA from Zingiber officinale, 649 nucleotides. RefSeq lists its product as uncharacterized. The transcript has 2 exons. Lineage: Eukaryota; Viridiplantae; Streptophyta; Magnoliopsida; Zingiberales; Zingiberaceae. The record is from RefSeq and is a predicted model, not a curated record. The coding region runs from base 35 to 358 and encodes 107 amino acids.